Messenger RNA from Lytechinus variegatus (green sea urchin), 581 nucleotides. RefSeq lists its product as uncharacterized. Bases 16 to 396 code for a protein of 126 amino acids. The transcript is spliced from 3 exons. NCBI's taxonomy places the organism in Eukaryota, Metazoa, Echinodermata, Echinoidea, Temnopleuroida, Toxopneustidae. The record is from RefSeq and is a predicted model, not a curated record.
CUUAAAACAUAAUAGAUGGAGAUCAGCAGCGUGGCAGCAGGAGCUAAUGUUGGUUGUGAUAAGGCAUAUACCACCAUCAACAAUGCUGCAAUUGCAGUCACCACCACCACUGCUGCCACCACCAUCAGUGCUGCUAAUGCCACCACCACCAAGUCUGCUUCUGCCACUGCCAUCACCAUUGCCACCGCCACUACCAAGACCACUCCUGACACAAAGCCCCCAAGUCCUCAACUGACCGGAUAUUGCAGCUGGAGAAGGAUAGACCAGGAACUUCAAAGCCAGGGCUUGCCGGUCUCCUACAAUAAGAAAAUUGCCAAGGGCCCAUCUAAAGAACUUCUAGCAGAAUAUUUGUCCACAGUUGUAGAAAUGCAGAGACUAACAAACUACCACAGGUGAGGCUUUGUCCACAGUUCCAGAAAAUCAAUGACUGAAGGGUUUGGAGAGCCAGAUAAAGAGCCUAGAAAUGUGAUUUAACAGUACUUCAAUCACAUGAUCAGUAGCAGGAGCAAAAACAGCAGCAAACACACGGGAGAUGUAACGACUACAUUGACCAACAACUACAGCAGCUUCCCACAAUUUCU